UGACGUCACGGUUCCCACACAACAGAGAGAUGCGCACUGAGUUAUAAGACGAGGCGGUUGUUCAGUGCGGUACAUUUUUUUUUGAAGAAAAGCAGUAAGCAAUAAAGAUCCUGCCGAAUAGGUUUUUUUUUAAAGAGGAGUUGGAAUUUCUGUUGAAAAGGCAUAUAAUUUCUCAUAAGGUGUCUCUGUUGUAUAGCAGAUGAAUUUUGAGCAGCCUCCUCCGUACCAGGCCCCUGGUUACCCCCAGCAGGGUUACCCCCAGCAGGGUUACCCCCAGCAGGGAUACCCCCAGCAGGGAUACCCCCAGCAGGGAUACCCCGUAAACAUGGAGCAGCCUGGAGGAUUCCCUCCUCAAAACCCAGGCUACCCUGCUGGCCCCGGGGGACCGCCUGGACCCUACCCCGGCCAGGGACAAGCAGGCCCCUACCAGGAGGGCUACCCUGGACAGCCCCAGUUUGGAUGGCAAGGAGGACCACCCCCAGGACCCAUGUAUGGAGAGGCACCUAAAAACACAGUGUACGUGGUGGAGGAGAGAAGGAGAGAUGAUUCAGGAGACACGUGUCUGACUGCCUGUUGGACGGCUCUCUGCUGCUGCUGCUUGUGGGACAUGCUCACAUAACCUCUGACCCCUGACAUUUACACUUAUCUGCUUUGACCCUCACCCUUUACCUCCUAACCCUUAACCCACAGUUCCUCUCAUCUGUAAUAGAAAACAAGUACUGGGAGAAAUAGAACACUAUGAGUAUCUGGGAAACCAGGCCUGGUAUUUAUAGCGGACUUUGAAAAGCCCUUUGAUAAAGUACAACCAGAAUGUAUAUGUAAAUGCCUGGACCAUUUUAAUUUUGGAGAGUCUCUUAUAAGAUGGCUUAAAGUUAUGUAUAGUAACCCCAGGUGUAAAAUAGCAAAUAAUGGCUACUUCUCGGGAAGUAUUACAUUGUCAAGAGGAGUAAAACAAGGUUGUCCACUAUCGGCAUAUCUAUUUAUUACGGCCAUCAGAAUGUUCGCUGUUAAAAUCAGAUCCAACAAUAAUAUCAAGGGGCUAGAAAUCCAGGGUUUAAAAACAAAGGUGUCAUUGCACGCUGAUCAUUCAUGUUUUCUUUUAAACACGCAAUUUGGAUCCCUGCACAGCCUCCUAGAGGAUGUAGAACCUUUUCUAACCUCUGGAUUAAAACCAGAAUGAUGAUAAAUGCACCAUAUUACGUAUUGGAUCACUCAAAAAGACAACUUUCACAUUACCGUGUAGUUUACCAAUAAAAUGGUCUGACGAUGUAGUGGACAUACUUGGUAUACAUAUCCCAAAAGAAAGAAAUGAUCUCGAUACAAUAUAUAUUUAUAUAAAGUUAGCCAAAUUAGAUACCAUUUUGCUACCAUGGAAAGGACAACAUCUGUUUAUUUGUGGAAAAAUUACCCUGAUUGAAUUUUUUUGUCAUAUCCCAGUUGACCUAUUUACUUACUUAUGGCCCUGCCUACACCUAACGACUUGUUAAUUCACCUAUUUACUUACUUAUGGCCCUGUCUACACCUAACGACUUGUUAAUUCACCUAUUUACUUACUUAUGGCCCUGCCUACACCUAACGACUUGUUAAUUCACCUAUUUACUUACUUAUGGCCCUGUCUACACCUAACGACUUGUUAAUUCACCUAUUUACUUACUUAUGGCCCUGUCUACACCUAACGACUUGUUAAUUCACCUAUUUACUUACUUAUGGCCCUGUCUACACCUAACGACUUGUUAAUUCACCUAUUUACUUACUUAUGGCCCUGUCUACACCUAACGACUUGUUAAUUCACCUAUUUACUUACUUAUGGCCCUGUCUACACCUAACGACUUGUUAAUUCACCUAUUUACUUACUUAUGGCCCUGUCUACACCUAACGACUUGUUAAUUCACCUAUUUACUUACUUAUGGCCCUGUCUACACCUAACGACUUGUUAAUUCACCUAUUUACUUACUUAUGGCCCUGUCUACACCUAACGACUUGUUAAUUCACCUAUUUACUUACUUAUGGCCCUGCCUACACCUAACGACUUGUUAAUUCACCUAUUUACUUACUUAUGGCCCUGCCUACACCUAACGACUUGUUAAUUCGCCUAUUUACUUACUUAUGGCCCUGUCUACACCUAACUACUUGUUAAUUCACCUAUUUACUUACUUAUGGCCCUGUCUACACCUAACGACUUGUUAAUUCACCUAUUUGCUUACUUAUGGCCCUGCCUACACCUAACGACUUGUUUAUUCAAUUAUAUGAGCAAAAAAAUUCCACCUUAUUUUGAAUGGCAAGCCGGAGAAAAUUCUCUAGCAGAUCAAAAAAAAAAAGGUUUAAAAAUGUUAUAAUCUUCGUAAAUGAUAUCAUAAAUAGGUCUGGUGGAAUUAUGUCACACAUGCAGUUAACAAAAAAAUAUGGAAAUAUCUGCUCUAUCCAAAAUUACAACCAACUGAUUGCAGCAUUGUGGAAAGGGGAGGUAAGGAACUUGACUGUCGGCCCUGCAUUACAGAACAAAAUUGGUUAAAGAAAAUUGUGAUAAAUAAAAAGUAUAACAGUUUCAUUUAAGGACCAACAAAAUGACAGCUGCACCAUCAAGGUUGAUAAAUAGUUGGGAGGAGAUUUUCAAUGUACUGAUUCCAUGGUGCCUGGUUUAUGAACUGAUACACAAAACGACGCCAGAUUCUAAACAUAAGAGUUUUUCAAUUUAAAUUAUUAUCCACAAUUCUUGCAACCAACAUAAUGUCAUAUAUAUGGGGGAUACAACCAUCCCAGCUCUUCUGAUUUUGCUGUGAAGAGACAGUCAUUAGAUCACUUGUUUUGGUACUGCCCUGAUGUAGCUUGUUUUUGGUCGGAGGUUCAGGAAUGGCAAAAAAGAUUGCAACAUUUACCUGGAGCUAACUCUGCAACUAGCACUGCUGGGUGAUUUGAAAAGUCAUAGUCAAUUGAUCAAUAAUGUAAUAAUACUCUUAGCACCAUUUUUAAAAUUUAAUUUACAAUCUGUAGGAACUGAGAAGAUAAAGUUUCAGAGCUUUUGUGAAACAUCACAGCACAGUGGAAAUCUAUAUAUAGAUGGGAGGGGUUGAGUGUAGCUGAAGGCUGGGAUGCUAAUGUAAAAUAUAUUGUCCAUAAAUUGUAGAUAGUAUGUAUAAACAGGAAGUGGAAGCCUAAGUAUCGUUGUCCAUUAGUUUACUUCAAUUAGGGGAGUUGUGGUAUGGUUAGGGGGAAAUAAGAAAGUUAUUAAAAAGUCCCUCAUUUUAUCCUAACCUCUAACCCCUAAGGUUUAACCCCUAAUCCUGACCUACCUGUUACACUAUCCCUCCAUCUGGCCUUACUUCCUGUUAGUCCACCUCAAUCCUUCUCUCUCCCCCUAACUAUCAGCCUUACCCCUUGCACUCCUGCUUUCCUUCCCAAACGUCCAGCCUGAACCCCUGUGCCUCCUGAACAAUGGUAGCAUUAUAUUGAUAACCUCUAUGUAUCUAUCCUUGUGCUCCUAAACCUGACCUAACCAAUCUGUAGCAGUUUAGCUACAAUACCUUCCCUAAAUCUCAGGCACUGUACUGUAGAUAUUGCUUCUUGUGGAACACAAAUUCAUUCUCAAACACCACACACACACAAUAUGCACUCAUAUCUCAGGCGUUCUACUGUAGAUGACACACAUACACGAACGAACACACACACACACACACACCAUGCUCUCUCUCUCUCUUUAUCUCUCUCUCUCUCUCUCCUGGGCACUUUAACAUCUUACCUCUGUAAGGUACUUCUCCUGCCUCCGUCCAUCCUCCCAAACAAACCUCUAGUCAUACCACCCCAUAUUCCCUAAACACUAUACCACCCUAACACCGUAUCUGUCAUGGCUACCUAGACCAUUGCAGGCCAGUAAGCUACAGUGGCCCUUGCCAACCCCCUGCCCCUGCUGUACCAUGCUGAAGCUUGAACUGUCCUCUCCGUUAUGUUUGCACAACAGCUACUGUGGUUUCCUGUUUGUCUUAGGAUGAAUCCUAUGAGCUGGCAUCGAAUGCAUUUUUUUAAAGACGAUGACAAUGAAUAUUUUAAUGUUUGAGUACAUGUACUAUUGUUCAAUGCUUGCAAUGUUUUUUCCCUGUUCAUUUCUAGAUCCUGGAUGAAUAUGAUUUGAUUGCUAUGUUAUUUUUAAUAUUCUCAUUCCUUGAAGGAGAGAACAUGAAACAUUAAAAAAAGUGAAUGUUUGUUAUGUAGAUGACUUUGCCUGACAUGAUAAUCUUGCGUUAAGAAUAAAUUAUUCCCAAAAAAGA
Oncorhynchus mykiss (rainbow trout) is the source of this 4262-nucleotide messenger RNA. RefSeq lists its product as uncharacterized. NCBI's taxonomy places the organism in Eukaryota, Metazoa, Chordata, Actinopteri, Salmoniformes, Salmonidae. Gene Ontology annotation, cellular component: extracellular exosome. The record is from RefSeq and is a predicted model, not a curated record.